Messenger RNA from Saccostrea cuccullata (small rock oyster), 1044 nucleotides. RefSeq lists its product as uncharacterized. Gene Ontology annotation, molecular function: ubiquitin protein ligase activity. Bases 81 to 866 code for a protein of 261 amino acids. The transcript has 2 exons. Gene Ontology annotation, biological process: protein monoubiquitination. The record is from RefSeq and is a predicted model, not a curated record. NCBI's taxonomy places the organism in Eukaryota, Metazoa, Mollusca, Bivalvia, Ostreida, Ostreidae.
GUUACCUAGACUGGAGUCUGCAACAAUGGGAGGGAAUUGAUCCCGUGUCUUAAUACUUAUAGAGAUCUGGAAAUUAUUGAAUGAAUUGGAGGAUCUUGACUCUUGCCCGGGGGAUGAGCGACAACGGAGGAUCAAAUGUCGAGGAGAGCGACGAAGCCGAUGAUUUUCUUGAUUACGAUGCGGUUCUACGAUGUCAUAUUUGUCAUCACCUUUUCCGGAAGCCUCGGAUUUUGCCAUGCGGUCACACGUUCUGUGAGGAGUGUUUGAUUCAGCUGAGGGAUAAAACUGCAAGGGAGUGGCGGAUGAAGUUCCCCCUAAACAACAAACGAGGAGAUGGGGGGACACUCCAUUGUCAGAUUCCUGGAUGCCAAUAUUCAAUGAAGCUAAUGAAUUUGACACGUUGGGCGCCGAGGAACAGAGUUGCAUCUGAAGCAAUAAAGGUGUUGAAACGAAACAGUUUUGCACAAAUGGGUCCUACCAAAAGAAUAUCUGAAAACUCCUUAGAUAUGCUUGACUGUCAUUCAAAUCAUUAUGGAAAGACGCGUAGAAACCUCUGUAUUACGACAGGGGAAGGUGGUAAUGCAGAAAUUGUCAGCAAAGUAGCCUAUACAAAUCAUCGUUAUAAUAAAUUUGCAAUUGCCAUGCAGUUACGUCAUACUACACUUAAUGGUGCCCCUCCACCAGGAUACACCGAUAAUGUUGACGGAAAAUCUUUCUGCACCAAUGCUAUUUAUGACGCUAUAAUACAGAGUGGAUUUGGAUCGGCAAAAAUGAUACAUGUUCCACCAAAGGCUGUCCAAGGAUGGAGAUCUUUUGCAGUUGUCUUUGGCAUCCAAGCUAUUGGUGAAUGCUUCUCCUUUCAGUAAGAUUUCAAUCUUAAAAUCUAUUAUGUUCGUUACUUCUGCGAGUGAAAGGAAAAAUGAAUGAAGUCUUCUGGAAAAGAUUUUAUUUUCAUUGUGGAUUUUCGCUAUUGUCUUAUUUAUCAUAAGAACACCACAGAAGGAAUUUCGCUCCAUAAUGAAAAUAAAAAUUCGACAUUUUUCG